CAUCCAGUCGGAUGGCAUAAUAGAAAUGCUGCGUUUCGAUGAAGGAGACCUAUUGCAGACUGAGACAACGAUUGGCCUCAGUUCAUAUCAACAGAAAAGUGUAUCCCUGUAUCGGGGAAAUUGUCGACCUCUCCGGUUUGAGCCGCCGUUGCUGGACUUCCAUGAACAGCCAGUUGGAAUGCCAAAAAUGGAAAAAGUUUACCUACAUAAUCCUAGCUCAGAAGAAACAAUUACAUUAGUAUCAAUAUCUGCUACUACAUCACACUUUCAUGCAUCAUUUUUUCAGAAUAGGAAAAUUCCUCCAGGAGGCAAUACCUCCUUUGAUGUAGUUUUCCUCGCAAGAGUAGUGGGGAAUGUGGAGAACACUUUAUUUAUUAACACUUCUAAUCAUGGGGUAUUUACUUAUCAGGUGUUUGGCAUUGGAAUACCGAACCCCUAUCGAUUGCGCCCCUUUAUUGGGGCAAGAGUUCCUGUAAAUAGCAGUUUUUCUCCUAUAAUAAAUAUACAUAACCCUCACAGUGAACCAUUGCAGGUGGUGGAAAUGUAUUCCAGUGGAGGCGAUCUCCACUUAGAGCUCCCAACGGGGCAGCAGGGAGGUACAAGGAAGCUAUGGGAAAUUCCUCCCUAUGAAACAAAAGGAGUGAUGAGAGCCAGCUUUUCUUCAAGAGAAGCAGAUAAUCAUACAGCUUUCAUUAGAAUAAAAACAAAUGCCUCAGACAACACAGAAUUUAUCAUUCUCCCUGUUGAGGUAGAAGUUACAACAGCUCCAGGAAUCUAUUCAUCCACAGAAAUGCUAGAUUUUGGUACACUACGAACACAAGAUCUGCCAAAAAUUUUAAACCUGCAUUUACUAAAUUCAGGAACAAAAGAUGUGCCAAUUACAAGCGUUAGACCUACACCACAGAAUGAAGCUAUAACAGUACAUUUCAAGCCAGUUACGUUAAAAGCCUCUGAAAGUAAAUAUACCAAAGUUGCAAGUAUUAGCUUUGAUGCAUCCAAAGUCAAAAAAGCAUCACAGUCUUCUGGCAAGAUAACUGUUAAAGCAAAAGAGAAGAGCUACUCCAAACUUGAAAUACCAUAUCAAGCAGAAGUAUUGGAUGGAUAUUUAGGAUUUGAUCAUGCUGCCACACUCAAAAUCUUUCAUAUCCGCGACAGUCCUCCUGAUUCUGUGGAAAGACCGAUCUACCUGACAAACACUUUCAGUUUUUCAGUCCUCAUACAUGAUGUUUUGUUACCAGAAGAAGCCAAACCAAUGUUUAAAGUUCAGAACUUCAGCAAACCUGUCUUAAUUCCACCUAAUGAAUCCAGAUAUAUUUUUACACUUCAUUUUAUGCCUUCCACAUCAUCUGUUCAUAUAGAUAACAAUAUUUUACUCAUCACCAACGCUUCUAAGUUUCACCUACCUGUCAGAGCAUACACAGGGUUUUUAGAUUACUUUGUACUGCCUCCAAGAACCGAGGAGCGAUUUAUAGACUUUGGGAUACUGAGCGCAGCAGAAGCUACGAGCAUUUUAUUUGCAGUCAUCAACAGCAAUCCAAUAGAGCUGGCUAUAAAAAGUUGGCAUAUUAUAGGGGAUGGUUUGGCCAUAGAACUCCUAGCGACUGAAAAAGGAAACAGAACAACAAUAAUUGCAAACCUUCCUGAACUGCAAAAUGCUGGUGCGUCAGAUCAGUCUUCGGUGAUACUAACAUCUGGUUAUUAUGCUGUGUUUAGAGUAAAACUAAUAGCAAAAGACCUUGAAGGAAUUCAUGAUGGAGCUGUACAAAUCACAACAGAUUAUGAGAUUUUAACUAUACCAGUGAAGGCAGUAAUUGCUGUAGGCUCGCUGACCUGCUCCCCAAAACACGUUUUUCUUCCACCAUCCUUUCCAGGGAAGGUAGUCCACCAGAGCCUGAGCAUUAUGAACUCCUUCUCCCAGAAAGUGAAAAUACAGCAGAUACGAUCCCUAUCUGAAGAUGUGAGGUUCUAUUAUAAGAGGCUGAGAAGUAAUAAAGAAGAUUUAGAGCCAGGAAAAAAAUCAAAGAUAGCAAAUAUUUAUUUUGACCCUGGUUUGCAGUGUGGAGAUUAUUGUUAUGUAGGAUUGCCAUUUUUAUCUAAAUCGGAAUCUAAAAUUCAGCACAACUUAGCAAUGCAAGAAGACAUGUGGGAUUCUGACUGGGAUUUGCAUGAGAACUUGUACAGAGGCUGGAUGGAAAUAAAAGAGAACUCAAGUCACAGACCGAUUGCGGUAUUUGAAGUAGACACGGAUCUCCAGAAGCAAGUCCAGUUGAAAGUCACUGCAGAAAUGGCCUGGCCCUCCGUGCUCAGCUCCCCACGCCACGUAACCUUCCCGCUCACCAACACCAACAGCUCCUCAGAGGAAGACAUUUUUCUAGAAAAUCCAGCUGACGUUCCAGUGUAUGUCCAGUUCCUUCCUAUAGCUCUGUAUUCUAACCCCUCCACCUUUGUCGAUAAGCUCUCGGAACGGUUUAAUUUGAGUAAACCUACAAAUUUCAAUCUGAGAACUCUAGAGUUCCAGGUCUUCAGAAACUCUGUAAGUAUUUCAAAGUACUAAAAUCGGCAUUCAGUUUUAAGCCUAAUGCUAAAACCUGGAGAGAGGAAGUCUGUCAAAAUAAAAUUCACUCCAGUUCUUAAUAAAACCGUUUCAUCGUUAAUUGUUAUCAGAAAUAACUUGACUGUAAUAGAUGCCAUAAUGGUACAAGGCCAAGGAACGACCGAGAGCUUGAGGCUUGCGGGCAAACCUCCUGGUGCCGGGAGUUCUUUGCGCUUUAAAAUCACCGAAGCUUUAUUGAGAGACUGCUCGGAAAAAAUGAAAUUAAGAGAACCAAAUUUCACACUGAGAAGAACUUUUAAAGUGGAAAAUACAGGGCAGCUGCAGAUUAAUGUGAAAUCUAUGGAAAUCAGUGGAUAUACGUGUGAAGGAUAUGGAUUUAAAGUAGUUAACUGUCAAGAGUUUGCACUAAGUGCCAAUGCCUCUAAAGAUAUAGUCAUACUGUUUACACCAGAUUUCACUGCUUCCAGAGUCAUCCGUGAGUUAAAAUUGAUCACGGCAGGAGGCUCUGAAUUCGUUUUUGUCCUGAAUGCCUCCCUUCCAUAUCACAUGUUAGCAACAUGUGCAGAGGCCCUGCCCAGGCCCAACUGGGAGCUCGCGCUGUACAUCAUCAUCUCAGGAAUAAUGAGCGGCCCUUGUGCUGAGGAGGGGUUGAGCGCCAGUCGCCUCCCUGGAGCGCGGCCGUCCCUCCUGCGAGCAGCCGUGGGGCAGGCGCCGCUGUCGCACGCGGCCGGGGGGUUUAACGUGGCCCUCCCGCGCGCGGGGCGGCAGCCGGGAGUGCCAGGAACGGGGAUUCCGGGUAGCCGAGGGGCCCCGUUUGGCCCUCGCACCGCAGCGCCCUUCGCUGUCGGCCGAGCGAGCCGAGCGAGCUGUGAGCGCGAUCCGAGCUGGAAGCUGCACUGCGUGGGCCCGCUCCGGCCGCUGCCGGACUAUGUCUUUUCUAUUUCUGUGAAGCAUAAACUCAUGGUUUGGAUGCAGUUCUCCUUUUUGGGUUUCCAGUACCAAGUGCAGUGUACAGGCACCGCGUCGCAGCUGCCGCUGGCCGCGCCGCCCCGUGCCGAGGGCGCCGGCAGCAGGAGGCACAGCUCCGAGGACUCGGACCUCACGGGCCUCAUAGAGACUAUGGACAAAGACUUUGACCACCCAGAAUCCCCGUCCCCAGACGUGUUUACAGAGCAGCCCCCGUCUCCACUAGCAAAAAGCAAAGGGAAAGGGAAGGUACUUCAGCGGAAGUCCAAGCCACAGAAGAAACGAGAGGAAAAGGAAAGAAGAGGGAAGGGGAAGCAACAGGAGGAUGAACUGAAGGAUUCCCUGGCAGAUGAUGACAGUUCUUCAACCACAACCGAAACCUCCAACCCAGACACAGAACCACUUCUGAAAGAGGAGCCUGAAAAACAAAAGGGAAAAGCUAUACCAGAAAAAAAUGAAAAUGAAACAGUCCAAGUAAAACAGAAAAGUAAAAAACUGCUAGCAAAUAUCAAGAAAGAAAUCCCUGUAGAUGUGAAAACCAGUUCUUUGGAAUUGUCAUAUACUCCCCCAGUGGAAAGCAAGCCACGCAAAACUUUUCCAGCUAAGAUAUCUGCACAGCACCUUUUGACAAAUGGGUCCAAAUCAAGAAACCUCCCCAAAACAAGAGGUCCAAACAGUAAGUUAAUGGAGAGCAGGCCUUCAGUGUUAGCAAAAUUUCUCCCCAGUGGUUCUGGACAGGAGCUAGGAAACACCAGCAGCUCGGAAGGGGAAAAGGAUUCUCCGCCACCCGAGUGGGACUCAGUGCCGCUUCACAAAGCCGGCAGCUCUACAGACAACCUCUACAAACUUUCUCUACAAACCCUGAGCGCAGAUGCUUUCCUGAAGCAGCGGCAGCCCUCACCGACACCUGCCUCCCCGUCUCCUCCUCCUCCUCCUCCUCCUCCUGCAGCCUUAGCCUUUGGGCCACGAGGAGGCACCUACAGCAGCAUUGUGAACAGCAGCUGCAGCAAUGAAACAAAAAGCAAGCAGCCUAAUGGUACCAAACACAAACUGGCAAAGGCAGCGUCUCUACCAGGCUGGAAUGGAAACCCCACUUUUGCUGCUGUAGCUGCUGGUUAUGACAAGAGCCCAGGUGGCAGCGGCUUAGCAAAGAUUUCACCAACUAAGGCAGAUGUUUCCAGCAAUAUCAGCGUUUCCCACACAGUUGUUGACAGUGAUGGCUCUGACAGUUCAGGUUUGUGGAGUCCUAUCAGCAACCCUAGCAGUCCUGACUUCACGCCCCUCAAUUCGUUUUCUGCAUUUGGACAUUCUUUUAACUUAACUGGAGAGGUUUUUAGUAAACUUGGUUUAGCUCGACCUGCUUAUGGGCAGGAUGUUCAGAGAAACUGGAGUGAAUUUAAUAAUGUUCCAUCAUCCAUCUGGGACCCUUCAGCUGCAGAUUCUGUGCCCUCCUGGCCAACCAGCUCGAGCUCCCCCACUCACACAACUGCAUCGAUCCUGGGCAACCCGAGCGGCCUGUGGUCGAGCACUCCCUUCAGCAGCUCCAUCUGGUCGAGUAACCUCAACAGCGCCCUCCCCUUCCCCACUCCAGCAAACGCCUUGUCAGGGAUCGACCUCAUGGGCAGCGAAAACCCCUCUCCGCCGCCGCCACCCCCGCCGCCCCCGGCCCCCGUUGCCAAUCCCGCUGAAGACAUGGGACAGACCUACAAUCCUUGGAGAAUCUGGAGCCCCACGAUUGGAAGAAGAAGCUCGGAUCCUUGGUCUAAUCACACUAUCCUCACGAAAACUGAAAUUAAACAAAAGGAAAAAACAAACUUUUAUCCAGGUCAUGAUACAAUUCUGAAUGCUAAUUUUUGAAACAUCAUUUUCAGGCUGUUGCUGGUCAUUGCUAUUUUUUUUUCUCCCCUCUCUCCCUGCCGGUCAUGCUUUCAUCACUCGCUCCUUUUAAAGUCUAUCUUGCAAUAUGAUAGUGUGAGAUUGCAGAUAAGCUUGAAAAAGUCUGGGUCUGGUCACAAAUCAAACUACAGCUGAAGCCUGUAAAUCUGAACAGUUUCACUGGGUUCAUAUUUUACCAUCUGCCACUUUUUAUUUAGGAAGCAAUUUGAACUAUAAAAUGGUCCUGGCAUGCAAUACUUUUAUCAAAGUACCGGUUUUGGUUUUUAAAUUUUUUCCAGUAUUAUGCUCCAAGAUCUAAUUUUAAAACAAAUAAAGCACUUUGUGCUAAAAUGCAGAGUAUUUUUUUAAAAUAAGGCUGUCUUUGUUAACACAGGUUCUAAGAAUGUAAAGAAAAAACAACAAAAAAAAACAACACACAACCUUAAGAGCAAAAUGGCUGAAUGUAAGAGCAUUCUGUUGAGACUGUAAUACACUUUCUGUGCUGUUUGUACAUUUGUAAACCUGAAUGCAUUUUUAAGUUGAACUGAAAUGCACACAGCCAAGACUUGUGAAAGAAACAAGAUACCUUGUGCAUUUCUUACGGAUACAACUUUGGGUUGUACUUUAAAAUAAAUACUGCUUUUUUCAA
Messenger RNA from Tinamus guttatus (white-throated tinamou), 6044 nucleotides. The record is from RefSeq and is a predicted model, not a curated record. Lineage: Eukaryota; Metazoa; Chordata; Aves; Tinamiformes; Tinamidae.